Messenger RNA from Dovyalis caffra, 840 nucleotides. The record is from the annotation of a GenBank genome assembly. NCBI's taxonomy places the organism in Eukaryota, Viridiplantae, Streptophyta, Magnoliopsida, Malpighiales, Salicaceae.
AUGAACGUUCUUGUUGAACCUGAUGUUCAUGACAUAUUUGCUAGAAUUCCAGGGUUUGGAUUUGUUCAGACCUUUUAUAGUCAAGAUACCAGUGAUCUUCAUGAGAGGGUUGAUUUUGUGGCGUGCCUGGGGGGAGAUGGGGUAAUACUACAUGCAUCAAAUUUAUUUCGAGGGGCAGUUCCACCUGUUGUGUCCUUUAAUCUUGGAUCUCUUGGAUUUCUGACUUCUCAUUAUUUUGAAGACUACAGCCAGGACUUGAGACAGGUUAUCCGUGGGAAUAACACCUUGGACGGUGUUUAUAUAACUCUUAGAAUGCGCCUCUGGUGUGAAAUCUUUCGCAAUGGUAAGGCAGUGCCUGGGAAAGUUUUUGAUGUCUUAAAUGAAGUGGUUGUUGAUCGGGGUUCUAAUCCAUAUCUUUCUAAGAUUGAAUGCUAUGAACAUGACCGACUUAUAACCAAGGUGCAAGGUGAUGGAGUCAUAGUGGCCACUCCUACAGGAAGUACUGCUUAUUCCACUGCUGCAGGAGGUUCCAUGGUGCAUCCAAAUGUUCCUUGCAUGCUGUUUACCCCUAUCUGCCCACAUUCUCUCUCAUUUAGGCCAGUCAUACUUCCAGAUUCUGCAAGACUUGAAUUAAAGAUUCCAGAGGAUGCUCGAAGUAAUGCAUGGGUUUCUUUUGAUGGAAAGAGGAGGCAGCAACUCUCAAGAGGGGAUUCGGUCCGGAUAUCUAUGAGCCAGCACCCACUUCCAACGGUCAACAAAUCUGAUCAAACAGGCGAUUGGUUUCGCAGCUUGAUCCGCUGCCUAAACUGGAACGAGAGGCUAGAUCAGAAGGCCCUUUGA